Messenger RNA from Ciona intestinalis (vase tunicate), 1631 nucleotides. The record is from RefSeq and is a predicted model, not a curated record. Lineage: Eukaryota; Metazoa; Chordata; Ascidiacea; Phlebobranchia; Cionidae.
AGAAUCUAGAUUGUAUGCAGUUGCGGUCGUUCCAUUGUGUUUUAUUUAAUCAAAUGGUGCAGAACAAGUAACAGUAUGGCCAACCAGAAAACAAUUCGUUUGAAAGAGGAGCCGACGCCUGGCUGCUACAUCAAAGCUCGGUAUGUUGUCACGAUUAUGGCAGCUCUGGGUUCAGUUAACCUUUAUUUGUUGAGGAAUUCAUUAAAUAUUGCCAUAAUCUCUAUGGUUGGUGUAAGCAAUUCGUCUGUUAGCGGAGACAAACAAAACGAAACGGAGAGUUUAAUACCUUCUGCUGUUGUAUGCCCUCAGUACCAAACAAACUCCACAACUAAUGAACCUGUUUCACAAUAUCAAGAAGGCGAGUUUGAUUGGUCAUUGGUAAAACAAGGUUUACUACUGUCGUGUUAUUGGUAUGGCUACACCGUCUCUACCUUCCCAGGCGCUUGGCUUGCUCAGCAAUUUGGAAUCAGAAUCACACUUGGUGUGGCAUCUUUACUUUCUGCAAUAUUAACCUUCUUCGUACCAUUGGCAGCUCGUCUAAGCUUCAGUUUGCUAGUAGCUUUGAGAAUAACAAUGGGUCUACUCCAGGGAGUCACUCUGCCAACAAUCAUGCAGUCGAUUGGGAUUUGGUCUCCCCCGUGUGAAAAUACUCGUCAUUUUGCUUUGAGCUUUACUGGAGUAGCAUCUGGGAACGUAGUGGCGUUUACUUUUGCCGGUCUUAUCAUCUCGUAUUUUGGAUGGGAGUGCACGUUUUAUGUGGCAGGUGGUAUCGGAUGCUUGUGGUCGAUUGCUUGGUUUCUAUUAAUUCACGACACUCCCCUAAAACAUCCGAGAAUUUCAAAACAGGAAUUAAGUUACAUAACGGAAAGCCUUUCGGAUGCCGCGUCGACAGACGGAAAGAAAGCCAGUUUUAAAACUGUACCAUGGCGUAAGAUGCUGACGUCUAGGCCGUACUGGUCGACUGUCGUGCCUCAUUUAGCUGAAAACUGGACCAUGGCAAUUACACACAGCUGGGUUCCGCAAUAUAUUGCCAAGGUGUUAGGUUUCAGCAUCGAAAAUGUUGGGAUUUUAUCGUCACUGCCAUACGGACUAAAUGUGUUCAGUCUACUAGCGAGUGGUUUUCUCUCCGACUUUAUCUUAAUGAAGACAAAAAUACGGAAGACUUUACUUCGAAAGGUGUUUACAACUAUUGGAAUGGGCGGAACAGUCUUGUCGUUUCUAAUUUUGCCUUCAUUUGGUUGCAACCAUACUUUUGCCAUCGUGUUGCUGUGUACGUCAUACAUGUUCGUGGGAUGCAAUUAUGCCGGGUACCGCGUUGCGCUCGUUGAUAUGGCACCUUCGUAUUCAGGAAUCUUGUAUUCUAUAUCGAACGUUAUGACCUGCUUUGUGAUGUUGUUUGCGACGCAGAUAGUAGGAGUUAUGCUUGGAGAUGGGUCGCUCCCGUACUGGAAAACCAUGUUUUAUGUGACUUCUGCAAUAUCUGCAUUCGGUCUAUUAGUAUUUCUUUGGUUCGGGACAUGUGAAUUGCAGCCAUGGGCAAAAUCGCAAGAAGAAAAAGCGGGCAGUGAACAAGAAUUAACCUUCCUUGAAAAGACACAAGAUAUAUGAAAUAAAUAUGUUAUAUAUAUAUA